AUGGCAGCAGCGCACACACAGCGCAUCACCAUGGCAACAACGCACACACAGUACGUCGCCACGGCAGCAGUGCACACAUGGCGCAUCACCAUGGCAGCAACGCACACACGGCAUAUCGCCAUGGCAGCAGCGCACACACCUAGCGUCGCCAUGACAGCAACACACAUGGAGCGUCACCAUGGCAUUGCGCUUCUUGUUCUACGUCCUCUCUUCCCAAAGAAGAACUACGAAUGUCUGACCAGCUGUGAGUUCCUCAAGUACAUCCUGGCAGUGAAGCAAGGGGACUGCCCGUCCCCUGAGAAGGCCAGCGGCUUCGCUGCCGCCUGCGUGGAGAGCUGCGAAGGGGACAGAGAGUGCUCCGGGCUAAAGAAGUGCUGCUCCAAUGGGUGCGGGCACACCUGCCAGGUGCCCAAAACACUCUACAAAGGUGUCCCCCUGAAGCCCAGGAAAGAGUUACGAUUCACAGAGCUGCCUUCCGGAGAGCUGGAGAUCAAGUGGUCUUCGAAAUUCAAUGUUUCCAUUGAGCCUGUGAUCUACGUGGUACAGAGACGGUGGAAUUACGGUAUCCAUCCAAGUGAAGACGGUGCUACCCACUGGCUGACCGUGGCUCAGACCACAGAUGAGCGAGUUCAACUGGCCGACAUCAGACCCAGCCGGUGGUACCAGUUCCGAGUGGCAGCUGUCAACGUGCAUGGGACCCGAGGUUUCACCGCUCCCAGCAAGCACUUCCGUUCUUCCAAAGAUCCAUCCGCACCCCCAGCUCCAACCAACCUGCGGCUUGCAAACUCCACCAUCAACAGUGACGGCAGUGUGAGCGUGACGAUCGCGUGGGAGCUUCCUGAGGAAUCGGAUCUCCCGGUCCAUCACUACAAAGUGUUCUGGAGCUGGGCCGUCAACAGCAAGUCCCUUGUCCCCACGAGCAAGAAGCGGAGAAAGACCACAGAUGGGUCCAACAAUUCUGUGACUCUGGAACUACUGCAGCCAGACAGCAGCUACAUGGUGGAACUGCAGGCCAUCGCAUACUGGGGACAGACGCGACUCAAGAGUGCAAAGGUGUCACUUCAGUUCACGUCCAUACACACGACCAACCACAAAGAACCGCUUGGGAAAACUAGAAAAGGUGUCAUUCAGAUCCAGCCCCCUGUUCAGAGAAGACCACCCACUCGGCUGCUGGAAAUUGGAGCCCCCUUCUACCAAGACAACCAAUUGCAGGUGAAACUCUACUGGAAGAAGACCGAAGACCCCAGUAUCAACCGCUAUCAUGUGCAGUGGUACCCAGAAUUCUGUUCCCACAACGAUACCACCAGUUCUGAGAAGUCAUCCAGCACAACGCGUGAGAACUACAUCAUCCUGCACGAUCUGAGGUUUUCCUGCAAAUACAAGGUGAUGGUUCAGCCUGUCCGGCCCCAGGGCCACGGGAUGGUUGAGACCAUGCUCUUCACCACUCCCCCCUGCUCUGCUCUCAAGGGGAAGGACAACAAGCAUCCUCCCUGCCCAGGAGAACCAGGCCACGUUCUUUCCAAAGUGUUGGCCAAGCCGGAGAACCUUUCUGCUUCCUUCGUGGUCCAGGGCAUCAACAUCACAGGACACUUCUCUUGGAAGAUGGCCAAGGCCAACCUGUACCAGCCCAUGACUGGGUUCCAGGUGACGUGGGCAGAGGUGACCACCGAGAGCAGGCAGAACAGCCUGCCCAACUGCAUCAUCUCACAGUCCCAGAUUCUACCCUCGGAUCAUUCCAUGCUAUCGGUGCCCAACCUGCGGCCAUCCACCCUUUACCGGCUAGAAGUGCAGGUGCUGACCACCGGCGGGGAAGGGCCGGCCACCAUCAGGACCUUCCGCACCCCAGAGCUCCCGCUGUCAGCAGCCCACAGGCCUCAUCUAAAGCACCAUCACGCUCAUCACUACCAGACUUCUCCAGGGAGACACUAG
Chrysochloris asiatica (Cape golden mole) is the source of this 1929-nucleotide messenger RNA. It is a transcript of the gene ANOS1, whose product is annotated as Kallmann syndrome 1 sequence. Lineage: Eukaryota; Metazoa; Chordata; Mammalia; Afrosoricida; Chrysochloridae. Gene Ontology annotation, biological process: neuron differentiation. The coding region runs from base 1 to 1929 and encodes 642 amino acids. The record is from RefSeq and is a predicted model, not a curated record. The transcript is spliced from 12 exons. Gene Ontology annotation, molecular function: protein binding; peptidase inhibitor activity. Gene Ontology annotation, cellular component: cell surface; extracellular region.